AUGGCUUCUCAAGAGAAACAACCCGUCAUCAUCGUCGGCGCUGGCCUGGCUGGCCUCGUCGCUGCUUUUGAACUCUCAGAGCGCAAAGUCCCUGUUCUGCUGGUCGAUCAAGAAAAUGAAAACAACAUCGGCGGACAAGCUUUCUGGUCGCUGGGUGGCUUAUUCAUGGUCGACUCUUCGUAUCAGCGAAGAAUGGGGAUCAAAGACUCCAAGGAGCUGGCCUACAGAGAUUGGAUGGGCUCAGCGAGAUUUGAUCGUGAAAAGGAGGAUUACUGGCCUCGUAAGUGGGCCAAGGCCUUUGUGGACUUUGCCGCCGAUGAGAUGGAGGAUUAUGUCAGGGCGAGAGGUCUCGGCUUCUUGAUGAAUGUUGGAUGGGCUGAGAGAGGUGAUGGUACUGCAGAUGGCCAUGGAAAUUCCGUCCCAAGAUUCCAUGUCAGUUGGGGUACAGGACCAGAGGUCGUCAAGAUUUUUGCAGACCCUGUCAAGAAAGCUGCAGAGAACGGCAUCGUCUCCUUCAAGUUCAGACACAGAGUUGAUGAGUUGAUCAUCGACGACAACGGACGUGCUGUUGGAGUACGAGGCACAAUCCUGGAAGAUGAUGAUGCUGCCCGUGGAGUCAAGUCGAACCGGGUCGAAAAAGACAAGUUUGAAAUUUACGGCUCAGCUGUUGUCGUUUCUUCCGGCGGCAUUGGAGGAAAUGUCGACGCCGUCAAGGCUGCAUGGCCUGUCGAGAGAUUAGGCCCCAAAAUCCCAGAGACCUUUGUCAUUGGUGUUCCUCAUCAUGUCGAUGGACGCAUGAUCGGCAUAUCCGAAGAGGCCGGUGCCAACGUCAUCAACCGCGACCGAAUGUGGCAUUAUACCGAGGGUCUCCAGAACUGGAACCCUAUCUGGCCGGAUCAUGGUAUCAGAGUCCUCCCUGCCCCUUCAUCUCUUUGGCUCGAUGCAACUGGCAAACGACUCCCACCAUUCCUCUACCCAGGUUCCGAUACCCUUGCGACGUUGAAGUAUAUCUGCAGCACAGGAUAUGACUACACCUGGUUCAUCCUCGACCAGAGCAUCAUUGCCCGCGAAUUUGCCCUCUCUGGCUCAGAGCAGAAUCCCGAUGUUACUAAUAAGAGCAUCUGGCUGCUUCUCACCCGCAUCUUUGGCAAGAAAGGCACCGUCCCCGUCCAGAACUUUCAAAAGCACGGCAAGGACUUCGUUGUGCGCGAUAAUCUGGAAGAUUUGGUAGUCGGUAUGAACGAGCUCGCCAAGAAACGGAAUGGUCCGCUACUGGAGUUUGACGCUAUCAAAGAGGUGAUCGAAACAAGAGACGGCCAGUUCAAUAACCCAUUCUCCAAAGACGCCCAAGCAAUGCUUAUCAACAACGCGCGAACAUACUGGGCGGAUCGCCGAAGCCGAGUUGCUCCACCUCAUAGACUCCUUGACAAGGCCCAUGGACCUUUGAUUGCUGUGCAGAUGAACAUUCUUACGCGCAAGACACUGGGUGGUAUUGAGACGAAUCUGGAUAGCAAUGUCAUGCGAGCAGACGGUACACCAUUCCCUGGAUUAUACGCAGCUGGUGAAGUUGCGGGCUUUGGUGGUGGAGGCGUUCAUGGGUACAAUUCUCUUGAAGGAACGUUUGUUGGAGGAUGUAUCUUCUCGGGGCGUGCUGCUGGAAGGGCUCUUGCUCGUGAGAUCUUGGGUGAGAAUGAUUCAGAUGGAGGAGAGCUGAAGAAGGUGAACUCUCGCCUUUGA
Messenger RNA from Fusarium tjaetaba, 1737 nucleotides. RefSeq lists its product as uncharacterized. Bases 1 to 1737 code for a protein of 578 amino acids. The record is from RefSeq and is a predicted model, not a curated record. Lineage: Eukaryota; Fungi; Ascomycota; Sordariomycetes; Hypocreales; Nectriaceae. The transcript has a single exon. Gene Ontology annotation, molecular function: oxidoreductase activity, acting on the CH-CH group of donors.